This is a messenger RNA of Copidosoma floridanum, 1040 nucleotides long. RefSeq lists its product as uncharacterized. The record is from RefSeq and is a predicted model, not a curated record. Lineage: Eukaryota; Metazoa; Arthropoda; Insecta; Hymenoptera; Encyrtidae.
GUUGUCGUGUCCCCACCGCGAGCCAGCCCUUGUAGGGGCAACUUGUCGCAGCUCGACUCCGGGCAGCUCGCAGUCUCCGCUUGGAAUUUAACGUCACUGCAUCGUCCAGCCAGCCCUUCGGAAGAACUUUUCCAAUACUAUAUCAUUUUUCGUCCAGUCAACUUUGGCGCGUUAUCAUGGCUACUUAUACCGUAAAGGGAUACAAAACGAGGACCAAGCCAACGACGUUGGACAAGUUUGCCAAAAUCAUUGCGGACAACACAUCGACAAUAAAAGACGUUGAUUUGACUUUGAAAAAUUCGACAUCGCUGAUUCACACCAUUGCAAGGAGUUGCAAACGGAGUUUGACGAAACAAUUCACCAAGCAGCUGCAAACAUUGUGGAGUGAAGGUCUGUUGAAGGAAAUGGUGGAAGAGGAGUGGAGGAGCCGCAAGGUACCAAAUAAGCCACUGGCAACUUCCAGCCCGAAAGCGGAAUCAAGUAAAACAAAGCUGGAAAAAAACACUGAGAGAUCCACUGACUCAGCCUAUCAAUCGAUCGAAGAACCCGAGGAAAAAUCGAUCCGUGAAGAAGAUGGAAAAGAAAAUGUAAUCAUGGGUUCAAUAAGUUCGGAAGACGAUGCGAAAUCCGAAAAGAGUGAGCCAAUAAUUCGUGCUGGGAGGAAACGUUUGUUCAGAGAACUCUCGGUUGACAUGGACAGCUUGACCCCUUUACCCAAGUUAAGGAGGCUCAAUUAAAGUUUGAAAAAAUUGAGAUACGGUAUAAAUCAAAAGAAGUACUUUAAUUAUUUGUUAUUGGUUAAUUUAUUAUUAAUUAGCGCAAAAAAUGUGUUUAUGUUGGAUAAAUUUGUCAAGUGCCGCUACAUAUAAUAUAAUUAUAUCUAGUCUACGCAAAGGUAAAGAAAUUUUGUUGAAUUUAUAUUUUUUGUUUGUUAAAUUUGCGUGAAAAUUAUAAUAUGCUAUGAAUAUAAUCGUUGUUGUGUACAAAUUAUACGCACUUUAAGUGAAAUUGUAAUAAAUUUAAUUGUUUCGAGUUCAAAA